AUGAAGCCUGCUGCCUGGCCUUCCCAGCUCUUUGGGUGCCUCCUGAUGUCGUCCGUCUUACUGGCCGCAGAUAAAGUACCAAGGGUGACCUUCCGGAGGGGGAACUCCAGCCGGAUCCUCACACCGUUCAGCAAACCAGGGCUUCUGAGCUACGACACUUUGCUCCUGAGCAGAGACGGGGCGACUCUCUAUGUGGGCGCCAAAGAGGCCAUCCUCUCCUUCGAUAUCAGCAGCGCUCAGUCCAUCAAGCUGAAGGGUGAGAUAACCUGGAGGCCCAUUCCCAAGAAAAGGGAAGAGUGCAUCAUGAAGAGAAGUAACGUCAAGACAGAUUGUUACAACUUCAUCCGCAUCCUGGUAGCGCUGAACGAGACGCACAUCUACGCCUGUGGAACCAACGCCUUCAACCCCACUUGUGCUUACAUUGAUGUAAAGACGUUCACCCUGGUCAGUGAUGCAAAAGGAGAACCGGUCUUCAUGACAGGGAAGGGUUCCUGUCCCUACAACCCUGAGUACCGGAACACAGUGACCAUCGUUGACGGGGAACUUUACACGGCCACCAUGAACAACUUCCAAGGGAGCGAGCCCAUCAUCUCUCGGACCCUGGGAAGCAGGGUUGCCUUGAAGACCGACAGCGCCCUUUCCUGGAUGCACGGCGAUGCAGUGUUUGUGGCCUCUUUCAUCGCCCCAAAGCCCUCGGAUGAUGACAAAGUCUACUUCUUCUUUGAGGAAACGGCGAAGGAGUUUGACUUCUUUGAGAAACUGACCGUCUCCAGGGUGGCUCGCGUCUGCAAGAACGACGUCGGGGGGGACAAGGUGCUGCAGCGCAAGUGGACCACCUUCCUGAAAGCCCAGCUCUCCUGCAUCCAGCCGGGGCUCUUUCCGCACGCCGUCAUCCAGCACGCUUUCGCCGUCCCGCAGCCGGGCGGGGGUGCCGUCUUCUAUGGCGUCUUUGCUUCCCAGUGGCAGGCCGACCUCCACCGAAGCUCUGCAGUGUGUAGCUUCAGCCUAGAUGCAGUCAAAAAAGCCUUCGAUGGGAAAUACAAAGACUUCAACAAAGACUGUUUCCGCUGGACGACAUACAAUGGGCCGGUCCCGGAGCCCCGCCCCGGCAGCUGUUCAGUUGGUUCAUCAGCAGACAGAGCCCUCAGCUUCAUCAAAGAACACUUCCUGAUGGAUGAGAUGAUUGAGCCGAUCGAUAACAAACCUCUGCUGGUGCAGCACGGAGUGAAUUACACCCGGAUUGUAGUACACCAAACUCCGGAUACUUCGGGGACUCUCUACAAUGUGCUGUUUCUGGGGACAGACAACGGUUUCCUUCACAAAGCGGUGGUUGUCGGCAGCGGAGUUCAUAUCAUUGAGGAGAUACAGCUCUUUGGAAAGCCGGAAGCAGUCCAGAACCUGUUGCUCUCGCCUGAAACGGGGGUGUUAUAUGUGGGCUACUCCCAGGAAGUCUUGCGAGUCCCGCUGGCCAACUGCAGCGCGUACGCAACCUGCGUCGACUGCGUGUUAGCGCGGGAUCCUUACUGCGCCUGGGGUCGAGGCAAGUGCAGAAGCACUCGGGAAAACACAGCGGACAAGAGUGCCUGGCUGCAAGAUGUUGCGAAGGGGAAGCCCAGCUUGGAAUGCCAGAACAACAGCAGGAAGGGCAGCGUUUGCGGGGGAGGCCUGUGUGCUUUGGUGACCUUCCAAAACACCCACUCCUGCUUCCUUGGCCCAACGUCUCCUCUUGUUGACGGUGCUGACACGCUUGCUCUUGAUGGUGGCUUCUCGGGGGCGGAGAACAACUAUGCAAGGCCCAAAGUGCCCCCGGCAGCCCAGCUGGCCCAGGAAACCUCGUUCCGUGCCCCCUCUGGCUUUCACAGUUUCCACAGCCGUCAGUCCCAUGUUUGCAAGCAUCGUGGCGCGGAUAACCUCCCCUGA
Elgaria multicarinata webbii is the source of this 1920-nucleotide messenger RNA. Its product is annotated as semaphorin-4A-like. Gene Ontology annotation, cellular component: plasma membrane. Gene Ontology annotation, molecular function: semaphorin receptor binding; chemorepellent activity. The transcript is spliced from 14 exons. NCBI's taxonomy places the organism in Eukaryota, Metazoa, Chordata, Lepidosauria, Squamata, Anguidae. The record is from RefSeq and is a predicted model, not a curated record. The coding region runs from base 1 to 1920 and encodes 639 amino acids. Gene Ontology annotation, biological process: negative regulation of axon extension involved in axon guidance; neural crest cell migration; negative chemotaxis.